AUGAAAAAACUAAACAUUCGCCAAUUUGGUAUAGGAACAAUAAUGAAAUAUCGUCCAAUAAUAUCAUCAGAUUCAAAAUAUAUAUUUACAAUUGGUGAUGGAUGUGUUUAUGUUUGGAUUGUUAAAACAGGAGAAUGUUUAAGAUUAAUUAAUCAAACAACAAAUUCAAAUGAUCAACAAACAAUCGUAUCGAUUGCAAUCAAUCCAAAUAAUAGACUUCAAUUAUGUGUUGGAGAACAAAAUGGAAUUAUCAAUAUUUGGGAUUAUGAAGAUGGAAUUCUUAUUCAUACAAUUAAAGUUGAUUUGGAAAUAAUUGAUUUAUAUUCAAUAACAAAUAAUGGUUUAUUUGUUUUUUCUAAAAAUAAUAAAAAUGUUUAUUCUCUCUAUCGAAUUGAAUCCAUACGUCAUAAUUGUUCGCCUCUCAUAGUAUUUGAUAAGCUUCCAUGUUUACCAACGAAUAUUUCAUUUGAUCAAAAAGGUGAAUUAUCUAUAUUUAUCAAUGUCGAUGGAACAAUAAUUUACUUAUUAAAUCUAAUAAAUAAUCAAAUAAAAAGUUUACCAAUAACAAAAAAAAAUUUAUCAUAUCAUGAUAAAGUAACAUGCGCACAGAUUCAUCCAAAUCAAGAAUGUGUUGCUUUAGGAACACAAUCUGGUAGAAUUGCUCUUUGGUAUAAUUUUGUGAAUUCGACAACAAAAGAAACGACGGUUUCAUAUUUACAUUGGCAUUCAUUACCUGUUAUUUGUUUAACAUUUUCAUUUGAUGGUUCAUAUUUAUUAUCUGGUGGUCAUGAAUGUGUACUUGUGAAAUGGUUUUAUAGAAAAAGUGAACCAACAUUCCGACCAAGACUCGGUUCACCAAUUAUUCAUAUUACUUCUUCAAAUGAUCAAACAUUUUAUGUGUCAACUCAUUCAGAUAAUUCUCUUCAUUUAAUUGGAAGUAAUUUAUCAAUUCAACAAACGAUUGCCGGAAUAAAUCAUAUGUUUCUUCCUCAACAAGCUUCAUUACCAGCUGGUAUUAAUAUAUUUAUACGUCAACAAGCUCUUGUUAUGAAUAGUGGAAAACCUGGUUAUCUUCAAUUUAUGUCAAUUGAAAAUGGAAAAUUAAUUUUUAAUUUGGACAUUGUUGGAGAAAAUUAUGUUUCACCAAAUGAUAUAACAGAACAAUGUCUUUUUACAGAUAUUAAACGUCUGGUUAUAGAUCCAACAGACACAUGGUUAGUUACUUUUGAAGAACGUUCAUCAAAUUCAAAUUCAAACACAGAUGAUCAUCAAAAUGAAAGAAAACUUCGUUUUUGGAUGUUUAAUCAGAUAACGAAUGAAUUUGAAUUAAACACGACAAUUUUAUAUCCGCACGGACAAGAAACAUUAAGUCAAAUGUUAUUUCAUCCAAAUAAACUUGAACUAGCAACAACUGGAAAUGAUGGAUUUCUUAAAAUUUGGAAUUUUAUUCAACAAAAUCCAAUAACAAAACGCGUAUCACAUUGGCGUUGUUUAUCUGGUCACACACAUCGUUCAUAUUCAAGCUCAGCAUUAUCAUAUUAUAAAUUAUCAACAUCAAAUGAAAUGAAUUUAUGUUGUUCAUUUGAACAUUUAGUUACUGUUUGGAUUGAUAAAAUCAAUGAUUUAAAUGAAGAAUCUCGUUAUGAAUAUUCAAGUUGUUUUGCUCAUUUUGACCGAAAAAAUUCAGUUCAAUUUAUUAUAUUUAAUAAUGACCAAAUUCUUGUUUGUCAUAAAACAUUAGUGAAUUUAUGGAACUGUUUAAAUGGACAAUUUAUUAAAUCAUUUUCAUGGCAUGUUCAUACCUAUGCUAAAGAUCCAAAAUCAUCUUUUGUUGCUUUAUUCGAUAAAAGUUUUCUUCAUUUUUAUUCAUUUUCUGAUGGAAAAUGUCAUUCACGUAAAAGUUCAUUAUUUCGACGUGUAACAUCUGCUUCAUAUAUUCCAAAUAAAAAAUCAUCGUCAUUUAUACCAUUUCAACAUUCUCGAUUAAUUUUUUAUAUUCCAGAACAAGGUUUAAAAACAUUUGUUGAUGAUGAUGAUGACGAUGAUAAUGAUGAUGAAAACAAUUUAAUUCAAAUCAAUCAAAUUAAAGAUAAAACAAACGAAGAAAAAACUAUUUUGGCUAAUUUAAUUCGUCAAUCUCAACAAUUUUCUCAACAAGAUGUUAUUGUUAAACAGAAAUCUUUUGACGAUUUAACUAAAUUAAAUAGAACAAUAAAUAAUCUUAAUCAACAAUUUUUAACAACACCAGCUUAUCUUUUACCAUCAAUUGAUAAUUAUUGUAUUGAUUCAUUGAAACGAAUGCUUUUACCAAACCAAUAUGAAAAUAAAAGUGAAACUUCUUUAAAUGAUGAUAUAUCAAUCGAUCACUUAUCAACAAUGUCUGUUGAUUCUCAACAAGAUUUAUAA
This is a messenger RNA of Rotaria socialis, 2406 nucleotides long. The record is from the annotation of a GenBank genome assembly. Lineage: Eukaryota; Metazoa; Rotifera; Eurotatoria; Philodinida; Philodinidae.